CAAAAUAUAAGGUCCAGAUUUGUAGGACAUGAUGUCUCUCAACAGACAUUCAAGUCCUAGCAUUACUCUUAAAUAUGUGUGGCCUUUGAAAGAGAAUAGCAUGUGCUAUUGCCUAAUGCAUCUGUUCCACUCAAUCUGCAUUUUGAUCAACCGCUCAUUACUUGCUAUUUCCAUAUAAAAACUGUGAUAUCCUCAACCAAAUUCAUCACAAAAUCAAGUCUAAUUGAGGGUCUAAGCCUACCAUCUGCAGAAGUUCUUGUAUUCUCCAUAAUCCCCGAAGAUUAUCCUUUGAAGUUUCAAUUUUUCUUGAGCAUCAUGGGUGUUCGUGUGCCUCAUAUCACUAAUCUCAAGCAAAUUCUCAACAGACAAUUUUCCUUAAAGAAUCUUGAUCGUAGUACAAAUGUCCCUAAAGGAUGUAUUGCAGUUUAUGUUGGGGAGAACAAAAGAAGAAGAUUUGUAGUUCCGAUCUCUUACUUAAACGAGCCCACAUUCCAAGACCUGUUAAGUCAAGCUGAGGAAGAAUUUGGGUUUAGUCAUCCUGAAGGAGGCCUGACAAUUCCAUGCAAAGAAGACACCUUCAUUGAUCUGUUGAACAGAUUAUGAGAGUUUAUAUAUAUGUUGUUAGAUAGUGUACAAAUUUUGUAAACUAGUCCAGAAAUUUUAUAUAUGACUCCCAUAUAAAUCUUUUAGGUAGAGCAAUAGCUGAUACUUUAAUUGUAAUUUGAUCACAUUAAUUUCUACAUGGAUUUGAUCUCUGCAAUCUUUAAUCUUUUAGGUAUUAUAUAU
Molecule: messenger RNA, 786 nt
Organism: Daucus carota subsp. sativus
Lineage: Eukaryota; Viridiplantae; Streptophyta; Magnoliopsida; Apiales; Apiaceae
Product: auxin-responsive protein SAUR21-like
Exons: 1
Coding region: 316-603 (95 amino acids)
Biological process (GO): response to auxin
Source: RefSeq, a predicted model, not a curated record